Cucumis melo (muskmelon) is the source of this 1305-nucleotide messenger RNA. RefSeq lists its product as uncharacterized. The transcript has 3 exons. Lineage: Eukaryota; Viridiplantae; Streptophyta; Magnoliopsida; Cucurbitales; Cucurbitaceae. The record is from RefSeq and is a predicted model, not a curated record. The coding region runs from base 271 to 1131 and encodes 286 amino acids.
AAACCCCGACUAUCGAGUUGUGUGUGAGAUCUGCAAGAAAACAAGAGAGAGAAUAAGAGAAAGAGAGAGAGAGAGAGAGAGAGAGGGAGAUUUUUCCAUCUCCAAGUUUUUUUUUCUUCUCACCCGAGAAAAUGAGAGAAAAUCUGUGAGAAAGUUUUCAAGCGGAUUAUGUAAAAAUUUAUAUAAUCUUUGUGGCAGUUUUCGUUUUUGUGUGUUCUGGAAUCUGCUUCUGGUUUUUUUUUUCUCUCUCUUCGAUUUUUCUCCUUCGUCAUGAGGAUCCGGAAGAACGCCAAGUUAUCGCCACUGUUGUUUUCGGCUAUGGAGUCGUCCUCCGUUCCUGAAGUUCUUCAGACGCACAUUUGUCAGUUGAAUCAGUCGCCAUGGGAUGUGAUUCCUCUUCACCAACACGACACGAACCAGCUCGAGGAGGCUGAAGAUAGCUUCAAUGGAAAUGCUAGCUUUGGCGAUUCUGUCGGAGCUGUCGAGAGCGUCUCGUCGAUGAUGGAGGAGUCGGCGAAAUUAUCGAAUAAUAAUAUUGUUAUUACCAACGGGAAUGAAGUAAUGGCGGAUAAGGAUGGGGAUUAUUGUGAAGAUUUUGAUGAAAAUGGAAACGGAUUCGAGAAAUUAGUCGAUAGCAAUUUGAAAUUUAAGAAACAAUUUAAAGAGGAAGAUUAUUCUUCGUUUAGCUCCGACAUCCACCACCGCCGUUCAUUUCUUAGGUCUAGCGAGAAUAAUUAUUAUUCUACUCUCGAUAAUUGCUCGAUUUCGAAGAAAUCCGCCGCCGGAGGUACGGUAUCGCGUCGGAUACGGCCAGCAAGGUCUUCGAAGAAGGCGGUUAAUGCAGCGGCGGGUGGAUCGAAUCCGUACGAAUUUUAUUAUUAUUCUGGAUUCGGGCCGCUGUGGGGGAAGAAACGACGGGAUAGGGGAGGAGAGGAAGAGGGAGGGAAAUCGAGCGAAAAUACGACGGGAAUUCGGAGCAAUGCGACGACGCCGUCACCGUCUGACGUGGAGGAGUUGGAUUAUGUGGAAGACGAUGACGACGAUGAGGAGGAGGAGGACGGCGACGGCGACGGCGGGAAAAAACGGAUGAGGAAGCCGGUAAAAGCGCGCUCAUUGAAAUCGCUGAUGUAAAAGAAGGAAUUGGAUUCGAAUUUGGAAUUAGGAUUUUGGGUUUUAGUUUUCGUGGUGGGAAAUUAUUCGUGAGGGUUUUUCUUCUUCGUCUUUGAAGCAAUUGUUUGUUAGGGUUGUGAAGGAUUUUUCGUUCUUUUUUUUUUUUUUUUUUUUUAUCUUUUUUGUUCUUUUUGG